Molecule: messenger RNA, 984 nt
Organism: Episyrphus balteatus (marmalade hoverfly)
Lineage: Eukaryota; Metazoa; Arthropoda; Insecta; Diptera; Syrphidae
Exons: 1
Coding region: 1-984 (327 amino acids)
Source: RefSeq, a predicted model, not a curated record
AUGUAUGAUUGUUUAGUGCUAAAUGGCUGUACAGAUGGAGAUAAAGAUGGUAAUUUCACCUUUAUAGGCGGACAAGGAAAAUCUGUUAUUGACUACUGUGCGCUAAAUAAUGACUGGCACGAUCACAUAACGAGAUUCGAAGUUCAAUCUAAAAACUUUUCUGAUCAUAUGCCUAUCGUGGUUGAAUGGGCAGACAACAUGACGUCAACUGUAAAGAACCUACAGCUCAUCCCACGACUUAAAUGGAAAAAAAAUGAAAUAAAUUUGUAUCGCAACAAUCUCGACAACAACCUAUCACUCCUUAACGAUUCAUCAGACUCAACAGAAUUACUUUCAAACAAACUUAUUUCUUGCAUUAGAAACUCCGCAAAUAAGCCCACAAGUUGUAGAAACAAGAGUUAUAAACAGGAAUGGUUUGACAAAGAAUGUAUGAAAGCUCGAAAUAAGUCGUUUACUCUCUUGAAUGCAGUUCGAAACUCUGAUUGUCAAAAUUUGAAACAGUGGUACAUAGAAGAAAAUACACGCUAUAAAAAUCUCUGUCUUAAAAAGAAGACAGAAUACGAAAACCAACAAGCCCUUUCUCUAAGUCAAACUAAAGAUUGUAAAGAGUUUUGGAAAAUCACGAAAAUGAUUAACGGAUCAAAUUUUACAAUAGGGCUUGGAGUAUCUGCUGAAGAUCUAGCUGGCCACUUCAAAAACAUCUUAUGUGGCAAGUCAAGCGACCAGUUUUUGUAUGCUGAACCACUUUUAACGGAUGAGAUACUGGACUCUGAAAUCACAUUUGCUGAAAUACAAGCUGUAAUUCUGAAAGCCAAAAAUGAUAAAGCUCCUGGAGAAGACGGUAUUGCUUAUGAGUUCUUCAAGAACGGUACAGAAGCACUUAUUAUCAAACUCAAAUCACUCUUUAAUGACGUUUUUAACAAGCAGGAAGUCCCAACAUCAUUCAAAACAGCGGUAAUAUUUCCGAUUCAUAAAAAAGGUUAA